Pipistrellus kuhlii (Kuhl's pipistrelle) is the source of this 1005-nucleotide messenger RNA. RefSeq lists its product as uncharacterized. Bases 211 to 1005 code for a protein of 264 amino acids. The transcript has a single exon. The record is from RefSeq and is a predicted model, not a curated record. Lineage: Eukaryota; Metazoa; Chordata; Mammalia; Chiroptera; Vespertilionidae.
CCUGGGCCUAGGAGGAAGAUGGGGAGAAGGAGAAGGGUGGGGUGUUGGUUCUGUGGAGGCUGAUGGAACACCUGGAGAGAAAUCCAGGAGGGAGGUGGCAGGGAGCUGAGGAAAGCUGACCUAACUUUCCUCACCAGACCCCAGGUAACCAACUUCCAGGGGAGCUCACAGCAGUUCAGUGGCACGAAGCUUUACCCUUCUAGCAGGCCAAUGUCUGGGCGCCAGGUGAGACUUCCCAACACUCACAGCCACUUGAACCAUCCCAAGAAUGUGACCUUUCGAAUCCCGACUCCAGGCUGUUUCCAAAGCCCUGAGACAAGGCCUAUCGGCCUCAAACGUCCUCGCACCCCAAGGGCCUGGGAGUUCAGCAGCUGCAACAACUCUUCGGAACAGUCCGACAGCCACAGCUCCCCUCCACUUCCAAUGAGGAGAAUCUGCACGGGCCAGCCAUACUCCUCCAAGUUCAUAGAGACGGGCUACCCGAAGAACCGCCCCAAGAUAGCCAGAAAGCCCUGUUACCGUGACAGCCCCCACUGUCUGCUCUGCACAGAUGGUCCCUCAGACCAUUCCAGUCCCUCCUUUCUGGACCAACUCAUCAGAGGCAUCAACUACCUUGACAGAUCCAUCAGCUGCUCCCAAUCACUGAACCUGCCAAGGCUCGCAGUCAACUACCUAGAACAGGCUGCCAGCUCCUACCUGGAUCACCAAGACCACUCCUCUCCCUGCAGUUACUCCAAACCCAGCACCACCAAGGUGCCAACCACCAAGGGUGUCAAUGCUUUGCGAUCUGUGGAUGGUGCCGUCAACACAAGUUGUUCACAUCAGUUUCGUAGCCAGAACCCCCCUCCGACGCAGCCACAGAGACAAGACAUAAAGUUGCCUGAGCUCCCUUUGUUUGGCAACAAGAUCUUUUCUUUAGGUCGCCUGCCCAAGUUCUGGGAUGAACUCCGCUCAUGUUGGAAUGCCCCUCUUGAACCCACCUCCAAAUCUGGUAACUGGUGGUAA